UAUAUGUACAAACAUAUACAAAUAUGCAUGUAACAACAAUUGAUGCAAAAAGGCCAUGAAUUUGAAAGAGAGCAAUGAGAAGUAUAUGUGAGAGUUUGGAGGGAGGAAAGGGAAGGGGGGAAAUGAUGUAAUUGUACUAUAAUCUCAAAAAGAAAAGAAAAACAAUCUGAUAAACCUCUUUGCUCUGUGGAAAAUGAACCGUGAAUGCAAAAGUAGAUGUGGCAAUGCUAUCACUCAUUCAUCUCGCAAAUAUUUAUCCGGUGUUUUCUAUAUCCAAAGCCCGCAGCUGCAUGGUAUGUCACAUUAAAUAAAACAACGCUCUUGCUUUGUCCUAGUGAAGGAGCCAAGACAUGAAGAAACAGAUAUGCAAGGCCAGGAGGUGAGACAGGGGGGAAACUGGAGGUGCUGUUUUCCACGAACUACUGAGGUAAUGCUGCUGUAUCUGUCUGGGGGCAUCCGAGUCGGGACCUAAAUCAGCAAGGCCAAUAUGGCUGGGAAAGACAUUGGAGAGGCAGCUGUUACUCAUUUCCCCAGGGAAGGCCUUUUUCCUAAGUAUGCUGAGAAGUCAUUGGAGGGUUUGGAUGGGCAGCAUAGCACCUGUGACUUAUAAAUGGUUCUCUGGCUUCUACCUGGAGAAAUCACCAUGAAGGGGCAAAAGUAGAGGCAAGGAAGCCAAACCAUGAAGUUAUUGGUCAGUCGAGAUAAAGAUGGCUCAGAUCACGGCAAGGGCAGUGGAAACAGAGAAAUGUCCGCAGCUGCAGGGAAGCCAGCAGGUAGAAUGGCUGAGGUUUGCUGCCACUCUCCUUUAAGGAUGGGACAAAGGGAGCUCUAAAGACCGACUCCAGGAUUUGUCAAGACCUGCAGCCCAGAAACAGGAGCAGGUGUGGUGAAUCAGGGAGGUCACAACUUUAUGUUUAGGAUCUAGGGGUGUGUCCUGAGGGAGUCAGACACAAUGACUUGAUCCUGGAACUGAGAGGUACUGUCUGUCCUGGAAAAUUAAUGAUGGUGUAAUUCAGAUGAACAGCCCAAGGACAGGUCAACCACUCUUCUCAAGUGAGAAAAGAGCCAGUACCUCCCACAGGCAGCUGCUGAAGACCAGGGUUGCAGGAUGUUUGCUCUGUUGAUGCUGGGGAUGGUGUUUCUGUCCUCCCCAUAUCGGGGUAAGUCCUGGUGAUAAGGAGGCAGCUGGUGGCUGCUUAAGAAGUGACUAGAUGCUGGGAAAGGAGGGGUUUCCAAAACUGGCUGUGGGGCUGUGGAGGUCUGGGAGAUUGUGACAAUGGAGACCGCCUUUCUUUCUCUUUGUAGGUGACCUUCAUGAACUUGAAGGUAUGACCGUGGCUGGUGUAAAGGUUUUGGUAAACCGUUCAUUUGUGACAUGUUUAGGAGUAAACUUCCCUUCAAUUUACUAUGGAAUCCGUAGAGUUCAGUCUUCUCCCGGCAUACUUCCUCUAUUUCUAUUAGUAAGGAAGUGAAAAUACCUUUGCUUCCUUUUACCCAUUACUGACAGAAUAUUCAGUUUAGACAAGAUGUUUAUUACUUGAACCCUAUGGGUAAAUUCUACAGGAACCCUGACUUCCUCAAAUGGUAUACAUUUGUUUUAUGUCUAUAAGCUUCUGUCUCACAUUCCCAGCACUUGGGAGACAAAGGCAGGUGGAUGUCUGUACGUUCAAGGCCAGUCUAGACUGCAUGAAGAGUUUCAGGACAGCCAGGGCUACAUAGAGAGACCUUGCCUCAAACAAAACAAAACAUUUCUCUCUCUCAUAAUUAUUAUAGGAGUCCUAUUUGGGCAAGGUUAGAACUAAUGGAUUAAUAGUUAACUCCCCACAGAGAAGGAUCUAAUUGCAAAAAUUUUCUCAGAGACCACAAUCACUAAGUACUUCUUUCUGUAUCUCAAAGAUCUUGGAACAAUGUGCUAUAAAUGUAACAAAUAUCAUCUUGGGUUAUGCUAUGAAGUCAUGAGUUCCUGCACACUGAAGCAUAGACAGUCCUGUGCUGCUGAGAACAUUUACGUACUCACAAGGAAAGGGCAGAGUAUGUAUCAUUAUUCGAGACUGUCAUGUAUGACCAACUGUGAGGACAUCAACUUCCUGAGUUUUGAAAAGAGGACAGAGCUUAUCUGUUGCAAACAUAGUAACUAUUGCAACCUCCCCAUGGGACCCUAGUUCUGAAUUUCCUGUGGAUUUGUGGUCAUUCUUCAACUUCCUACCCGCUCCCUUUCCCCCAAAGUCUGUAUUUGCUCUCCUCUCCUAACUAAUGGUAAGUGAGAAAGUCAUCUGGCACUGAAAAGGGAAGUAGUCAUGGGAGAAAUUGGGCUGGAAGCUCAUCAUCAUUGCCAAGUGAAUCUUUGCAAAUUCUUGUUCUCACAUCUGGCAGGGCACUUUGGUUCACUGACAAUGCUGCUUGUUGUGAGUAUGCUCAGAAUUAGUGAUCUCCUAUAUGAAAACAUAAAGUCUUGGGUCAAAAUCAAAUCCCCACUUUGUACAGGAAAACCUGUGAGUAUGCUGUCUUGGUCUGUACCAAGUCCUCUGAGUUGGGGUUCUCUUUGGACUAGCUCUGAGACUUCCUGGCUCAGUACUUUUGACCCAUGGAUUCUGGAGAUAGGGAAGGAGUGGGCCCUGCUUCCCAGUUUGCUGAUGUUCUGAGACAAAUUUUUGUCUAGUAGAUUUCAUGGGGGAAAUCUCCAGUGAGAAAAACCUAAACAAACAGAAAGAUUAAACAACAAAACUUUAGGAAUCUGUGGACGUUGUCAUUGAUGCAGAAGCAGUUUAGUGUGUGUGGAUCUGGUUUGUAUUAUCAAGGCUCUGGGUUGAACCAGGUGAUUGGAUUAGGGAUUGAGGUCUUGUUCAAAAUUGAAUACUCAAUUUCUUCUGAUGGGAAUGAAGGAAAAAGUGGAAAUGGGUUUCUAUCAUAGUUAAAGGUAACAGAAUCUGCAGAUAGCAUGAGGUACCACUCUAGUGUCCUUUCUGUUGCUGGGAUAAAACAUCCUGACCCAAACUAACUGAGGAUAGGAAAGGGCUUGUCUGGCUUAUACUUCCAAAUCUUAGUCCAACACGGAGGGAAGUCAGGGCAGGAACUCGAGCCAGGAGCCUGGAGGCAGGAACCAUAGGAGUACAAUGCUUGAUAGCUCAUCUGCAGGCUUAUGCUUAGCUAGCUGUCUCAUACAAUACAAGACCACUUGCCUAGGAAUGAUACCACCCACAGUGGUCUGGGCUCUCUUAUGUCAAUAAGAAUAAUCAAGAUUGUCCCCCACAGACAUGUCCACAAGGCAAUCUGAUCUAGCAAUUUCUUUUUUUUUUUUUUUGGUUUUUCGAGACAGGGUUUCUCUGUGCAGCUUUGCGCCUUUCCUGGGACUCACUUGGUAGCCCAGGCUGGCCUCGAACUCACAGAGAUCCGUCUGGCUCUGCCUCCCGAGUGCUGGGAUUAAAGGCGUGCGCCACCACCGCCCGGUGCAAUUUCUUAAUUGAUUGUGCUAAGCUGACAAAGUUAACUAGGACAUGGUUUUUGGGUAAUAAUGUAUGCCACCGUAAGACAGAGUUAUGAGUAACAGAAAGAAUGAAAGAGUAGAAGUUAACACCAGUAAGAGGAGAAAUAUGCAGACAGCAUAUGCAUCAAGCACCAAGGUAUAAACAAAACCAGAGUAGCACAGACACUGGAGCAUCACACGAGGGGCCAAGGUGGACAGAGGGUAACCAAGUUUCUCUGGUUAGGAAGCCUACUGCAAUCCCCGCUCCUGGAUUCCUGUGAGCCUUCUCAACUAUAUUAUGCCACAACAAAUCCUCCAAUGAACAAAUUGUUCUACUUGAGGAAUUAAAUGAACUUUCUCUCCUUGUCUUGUGUCGGAGAAUGUAGUUGUUAUUUUUGGGGAAUUCCCAAUUUGAACUUUAUAGUCAAGGAUGGAUAAAAAAACACACAAAACAAAAACCACAAAACAAAUAAACACCCAUCCUAACCAAUCCCAAACCCCCAAAUCAAACCAAACCAGAAACCGUGGAAAUAGUUUUUCAGAAUAGACAAGCAGGUUGGAAAAGCCAAUGUAAUGUGGGAGUUUGAGUUUAUGUCAUGGAAUUUUGAUGUAUCUGGACUCUUUUAACCCUUAACUCACGAGGAUUGUAGAGGUCAAUGCAGGAAAAAAGAAUGUUAUUUGGCAGUGGGUUUCAAAAUUACCUUUAAAAAGAUCCCGAACCAAUGUUUAACAAAGCCAAAUUUGGAUUUUGCUGAGCAUGAAGAGUUGUAAGCUUGUUCUGUGCUUCAUGAACAGAUAUCAGGAAUAGGAGCCUCACAGCACUGGGUUUUUAUGCAGACAUGGGUGGUUUUGGUGCUGCGCAGACUCUGUCCUGGUCAAUGUACCCAGUUGCAUGGAUCUUUGACUUUUGAGAGCUCAGUGGCUUACUUAUCUAUAAAUUUUCUCUCUGUCAAAUGGGAUUCGCUUUGUCCACUUGCUAAACUCUCAACCAAUGAGUGUCUAGAGUAUUGGACCAAGGUAUGGAUAAGUCUGUGGUAUAAUUUAUGCCAAGCACAUUUUAUAAAUGGGACAAGUCUAAAGCUAGUCUGUAACUGAGACCACAUUUUUAUUAACGUUUUCCUCCUUCACUUCUUUGCUCCAUUUUUCUCUAAGUUUUAGAGGGGUGGCAUGACGAACACUAAGCAAGUACUCACUGAGCUACCCCCAACCCUAUUCUCUCUCUAAGUUUUAAGUUGGGAAACAACCCCAACAUUGGGAAUAGAGCUCUCAAACACGAUGAGCCAGGUUGGAAAAUGAAGUUUGUUUUGUUUCUCUUGAGAAACAGGGUGCAGGGUCUGAGGACAUUACUCAUGAAAGAGGAGACUCUUGGAUGUAGGAUUCCUCACAACCUGGAUGAAACUGUCCUCAUCCUUGAGGAUGUUUUCUUUUACGUCACCCACCAUGGGAUAUUCUCCCCAGUUCUAGUGUGCAAUUUGGGCAAAAGAACAGGGUAAAACCUGGCUGAAAAUCUCUUUCCCCAAAUGAUGCCACACCAAGCAUCUUCUUUAUUUGGCAGAUGCUCCUCUUUCAUGUGUUAGAGUAAUUACACAGGGAUUAUUUUACAGAUAUC
Messenger RNA from Peromyscus californicus insignis, 5072 nucleotides. RefSeq names its product prostate and testis expressed 2 (gene Pate2). The transcript is spliced from 2 exons. NCBI's taxonomy places the organism in Eukaryota, Metazoa, Chordata, Mammalia, Rodentia, Cricetidae. The coding region runs from base 1908 to 2162 and encodes 84 amino acids. The record is from RefSeq and is a predicted model, not a curated record.